AACAAUUAGCAAGUAAGUCCCGCUGCUGCUGCAUAAGCAAGCGGUCGGAGCAACGGAAGUAUAAAAUGGAAGCACGCUGGAGUUUAGAGAAAAGGACAAUCGAGAAAAAGGUCAUCAGAGAAGUGGCCGGAGAAGAAAAAUGGCUAACGGAGGAAGCAAUGGCAGAAAACCUUUGAUUACAGUGUUGUGCAUGGUCGCCGUGUGCAGCGGCGUUCCCAUCAGUGACCUGCUUGACCGAGCCUCUCAGCACUCGGACAAACUGCACUCUCUCAGCACGACGCUCAGCCACGAGCUGGACUCUCAUUUCCCUCCCGUAGGCCGGAUGAUCAUGCCUCGGCCUGCAGUGUGCCACACAUCCUCACUGCAGACACCCAGUGACAAGGAGCAAGCCCUUCAAGUGCCUGAGUCGGAUUUGCUCUCUCUGGCUCGCUCCUUACUCCAAGCCUGGGUAGACCCCCUGGGGGUCCUGUCGUCUUCGGCCUACACCCUGCCUCACCCGUCCCAAAGUAAAAUAAUAAACAAGAUCCAAGAGUUGCAGGAACAUUCCAAGAGCCUGGGAGACGGCCUGAACAUUCUCUCUGGCAAGAUGGACCAGGCGGCUCAGACCAUCUCCUCGCUGCCCUACAGAGGAGGCGGCAAUGACGGACAGGACAAGAUAUCCAGGCUAACCAAGUUCAAUUUCCUCUUGUCCUGCUUCCGCCGCGACUCCCAUAAAAUCGACAGUUUUCUCAAAGUCCUCCGUUGUCGGGCGGCAAAACUGCAACCCCACCUCUGCUAAACACUGCCCAGCUGGAAAUCUUGUCGUCGUGCUUUGUUUUUUGUAUUAUUUGCAAAGCUUUACAUUUUAGGUCGCAUAUUAUUUAAAAAAAACAACAAAACAUUAUUGCAUUACUAUACAUUUAUACAUACAGGUGUGAAGAAUGGGGUG
Molecule: messenger RNA, 928 nt
Organism: Entelurus aequoreus (snake pipefish)
Lineage: Eukaryota; Metazoa; Chordata; Actinopteri; Syngnathiformes; Syngnathidae
Gene: prl
Product: prolactin
Exons: 5
Coding region: 140-778 (212 amino acids)
Biological process (GO): response to nutrient levels; positive regulation of receptor signaling pathway via JAK-STAT; positive regulation of cell population proliferation
Cellular component (GO): extracellular region
Molecular function (GO): hormone activity
Source: RefSeq, a predicted model, not a curated record